AUAACAUAACCUAAAUUAGCGAGCGGGUGUUAAUUUAAUUUAUUUAUACGAGUUUCCAGUUCACUUUCACUAUUUUAGGGUGUGGGCUAAAAGUUCUAUAACUUAACCCGUGAUAAGAUACAUAUCUGUCAAUUAUUGUCAUUGUCAAUGUUUUGUAGGCUUUCUUAAAAAAAUAAUAUUAGGUUAAAUAUUUAUUGCAAAAUGGCUGUAAGAGCAGCAGGAUUUGUAAUUUUUCGCAGAAACCCAGAUAUAGAAUAUUUACUAAUGCAAACUUCUUAUGGGAAACAUCAUUGGACUCCACCGAAAGGACAUGUAGACCCAGGAGAGACAGACUUUACGACUGCACUAAGAGAAACAGAAGAGGAAGCUGGCUUAUCAGAAAAGGAUUUAAAAGUAUUUAAACAAUUUGAAAGAACUUUGAAUUACAAUGUGAACAAUAAACCAAAAAUUGUCAUCUAUUGGCUGGCUGAGCUUGUUGACAAAGACAAAGAAAUUAAAAUGUCAAAGGAGCAUCAAGACUUCAAGUGGCUGCCUCUGGAAAAAGCUUGCGAGUUGUCUGGUUUCAAGGACUUUGCCGAUCUUCUGAAAGAAUGUCAGGAGUUCAUUUGUAAAAGCCUGUGAUUUAUUAGUAAUAAUUUUUUCCAUACCCUUAAACGUUAAAUAAACUUAUUCUUAUAUACCCAU
Molecule: messenger RNA, 684 nt
Organism: Macrosteles quadrilineatus (aster leafhopper)
Lineage: Eukaryota; Metazoa; Arthropoda; Insecta; Hemiptera; Cicadellidae
Product: bis(5'-nucleosyl)-tetraphosphatase [asymmetrical]-like
Exons: 3
Coding region: 202-621 (139 amino acids)
Biological process (GO): ATP biosynthetic process; AMP biosynthetic process
Molecular function (GO): bis(5'-nucleosyl)-tetraphosphatase (asymmetrical) activity
Source: RefSeq, a predicted model, not a curated record